Messenger RNA from Neospora caninum, 582 nucleotides. Its product is annotated as Tgd057, related. The record is from RefSeq and is a predicted model, not a curated record. The coding region runs from base 1 to 582 and encodes 193 amino acids. NCBI's taxonomy places the organism in Eukaryota, Apicomplexa, Conoidasida, Eucoccidiorida, Sarcocystidae. The transcript has a single exon.
AUGAGCUAUCUUCAGCCAUAUUCAAGGUGCCACGACCGUGGUGUUUCUUUCUUGAAAAUGAAGACACGCACAGUGAUAAUCGUAUGCGUGCUUGCCGUUGUGGUACACUGCGAAUGCGGGUCUGCUUCGUACUGGGAUGACCCGUGGCCUGCGACAGAUGCGCCCUGGCAUGAGAUUGUGACGCAAAUAAAAAAUACGUCGGAUAGCAUGUACGAAAAGGUACUCGCUAUUCGGCGUCUGGGACUCUCCUUUAGGAUGAGACAUGCCGUAUUCGAGAGGGUACGCAAGCUCCAGCCUGAGGCUUUACAGUUUCCACCGAUGUGGCAAGCGUGGAAUGACUUGUGGAGUAUAAUAGACGAUAUUUAUCAGACGCAGGACCAACUCCGGUUGUUGGUGCGGAGGCAGAAAGACGUACUUGCUGCCAUACGGGGACAUCGUGUCAGCGCUGAGGGGCAGCAUUGGAGGGACGUUAACAGCGUCUGCAGGAAAGUGGACGGGGAAGUACGACACGCAGAGGAAGUGCUCGAACAGGAAACGGGGAAGUACGACAACAUUUUGCUGGAGUUAAACACCUUCGAUUAA